Messenger RNA from Nyctereutes procyonoides (raccoon dog), 7924 nucleotides. RefSeq names its product forkhead box N3 (gene FOXN3). The record is from RefSeq and is a predicted model, not a curated record. The transcript is spliced from 8 exons. Gene Ontology annotation, cellular component: nucleus. Bases 168 to 1634 code for a protein of 488 amino acids. Gene Ontology annotation, biological process: regulation of DNA-templated transcription. NCBI's taxonomy places the organism in Eukaryota, Metazoa, Chordata, Mammalia, Carnivora, Canidae. Gene Ontology annotation, molecular function: DNA-binding transcription factor activity; cis-regulatory region sequence-specific DNA binding.
CCGCCCGCCGCCCCGGGCUCGCCGCGCCGCGCCCGCGCGUCCUCAGCCGGGCCACCGAGCGAUGCCCGCUGGGCGCCCGCGAAACUUUGUCGGCUCCCGCUGAAGGGCUGCGGCGCCCCCGCGCCCCCGCGCCCCGCGCCCCGCGCCGGCCAGGAGCCUUCACAUAAAUGGGUCCAGUCAUGCCUCCCAGCAAGAAGCCAGAAAGCUCAGGAAUUAGUGUCUCCAGUGGGCUGAGUCAGUGUUACCGGGGCAGUGGCUUCUCCAAGGCCCUGCAGGAGGACGAUGACCUCGACUUUUCUCUGCCUGACAUCCGACUAGAAGAGGGGGCCAUGGAAGAUGAAGAGCUGACCAAUCUGAACUGGCUACACGAGAGCAAGAACUUGCUGAAGAGCUUUGGGGAGUCGGUCCUCAGGAGUGUCAGCCCCGUGCAGGACCUGGACGAUGACACCCCGCCAUCCCCUGCCCACUCGGACAUGCCCUAUGAUGCCAGGCAGAACCCCAACUGCAAACCCCCCUACUCCUUCAGCUGCCUCAUAUUUAUGGCCAUCGAGGACUCUCCAACCAAGCGCCUGCCAGUAAAGGAUAUCUACAACUGGAUCUUGGAACAUUUUCCGUAUUUUGCAAACGCACCUACCGGGUGGAAAAACUCAGUGAGACAUAAUUUGUCUUUGAAUAAAUGUUUUAAGAAAGUGGACAAAGAGAGGAGUCAGAGCAUCGGGAAAGGGUCAUUGUGGUGCAUAGACCCAGAGUAUAGACAAAAUCUAAUUCAGGCUUUGAAAAAGACACCUUACCACCCAUACUCACACGUGUUCAAUACACCUCCUGCCUCUCCUCAGGCAUAUCAAAGCACAUCAGGUCCACCCAUCUGGCCGGGCAGUACCUUCUUCAAGAGAAAUGGAGCCCUUCUGCAAGAUCCUGACAUUGAUGCUGCCAGUGCCAUGAUGCUUUUGAAUACUCCCCCUGAGAUACAAGCAGGCUUUGCCCCCGGAGUGAUACAGAAUGGAGCGCGGGCUCUGAGCCGCGGGCUGUUUCCUGGAGUCCGGCCUUUGCCAAUCACUCCCAUCGGGAUGACGGCAGCUGUGAGGAACGGCCUGGGCGGCUGCCGGGUGCGGACUGAGAACGAGCCGUCGUGCGGCUCCCCGGUGGUCAGCGGAGACCCCAAGGAGGAUCACAACUACAGCAGCGCCAAGUCCUCCAACGCCAGGAGCACGUCGCCGGCCAGCGACUCGGUGUCCUCCUCGUCGGCCGACGACCACUACGAGUUCGCCGCCAAGGGGAGCCAGGAGGGCAGCGAGGGCAGCGAGGGCAGCUUCCAGAGCCACGAGAGCCACAGCGAGCCGGAGGACGACGAGCGCAAACACAGCCCGAAGGAGGCCAAGGAUGCCCUGGGGGACAGCGGCUACGCGGCCCAGCACAAGAAGCGCCAGCAUCUCGCCAAGGCCCGCAAGGUCCCCAGCGACACGCUGCCCCUCAAAAAGAGACGCACGGAGAAGCCCCCCGAGAGCGACGACGAGGAGAUGAAGGAGGCGGCGGGCUCGCUCCUGCACUUGGCAGGGAUUCGGUCCUGUUUGAAUAACAUCACCAAUCGGACGGCAAAGGGGCAGAAAGAGCAAAAGGAAACCACAAAAAAUUAAAAACAAGUCACUGAUUUGUUUUGAACUUUCGGCCAUUUGGUUUUAGCAUGUCAGGAGAUUUCUAAUGAUUUGUGGCAAUAUCAGCAAUUUUUUUUCUUUCUUUUUUUUUUUCCUUUUGGUUUGGUUUUCUUUUCUUUCUUUCUUUCUUUUUUUUUUUUUAAUUUGCCCCUCCUUUGUUUUGGACCCUUAAGAAUUUUAUUUUUAAAGGAGAUUGAAGCCAUAGAACUCAUAUUGACACUCAGCUGUUUUACAAAAGCUUUUCAUUAUCUGAAGACAAAACCGAAAAAAGCCAAAAUUACCAUUGCUUCCUCCAGCUUUGUCAGAAACACGUGGCUGAAUCCGCAGGGAUGCCAACGAUGAUGCCACGGGAACACCGACUCGGCACCUAGAAGGCACGCGUGCAGAGUAAUCAUCAAUCAGGCCCAACCCUUAGGUCUAAACAUGGUCAGGUUGUCCCGCCCAUUGGGGUCGCAGUGCGAGGCGACUGGGGAGAAGGAUGAGCCCUGGUCCCUGGGGAGCUGACCCAGGCUCUUAACCCCGGGUGUCCAGCUGUGCCAGGAAAACCCUUGGCAUUGCCGUGGGUUUCGUUGCCAUGAAUCGUGCAGGGGUGGGUGGACGGAGUGGGGAGCGGUCUCCAGUCCUUUGUGCUUCUGAGCUGUGCGGCCUGGUAUCAUCUUAGGAGGUGGACUCUGGGCCACUCGUUUUACACCAGGUGUCCGCGACUAAUGAGAAGAAACUGGGUCAGUUUUUAGUGACAUUGCUAAUCACUGAAUUUUGUCCUGUAUUAAAUUAAGAGAAUGUUUCACAAGCCAUAAGCCUGAAGGUUGGCCCUGUGCACGCGCACACAGAGAGCAAGAGAGAUUGAGAGAGAGAGAGAGAGAGAACUGACGCAGAAAACAAGCUCUGUCUUCUUAACUGCCCAAGUGAAAAUCAAGUCCAGGAAAUUACAAUAGCUGUUAAGGAAGAAAAUAAUGGUACAGAUUCUUUUUUCUGCCUGUCAAAACUAUUUGAUCUGAGUGAAAACAAAAAAAGCUACAGAACCUGCCAUUAGUAUUGUGGUGUAUUUUUAAAAGAUGAAAGGCACAUUGAUGGACAAACAAAAAAACAUGGCAAAACAAACAAAAAACAAAAAAACUCCUAUACUGCCCUCAAAAUGGAGUUUGCAAUUAAUGUCAGUCAGGAUUCUUCUUUGCAAAAUCAGUGAUUUCCACAUUCAGCCAGUGUAGCCAGCAGAAAUUUCUGAUCCACAAUGCAUGGAUUCCUUUGAAAAAAAAAGAAAAAAAGAAAAAAAAAAGAAAAAAAAUCACAAAACACAAAACUUUUUUUUAUUCAAAAAAUAACAAAGUUCUUGUAAGGUAAAUAAUGUAUUUAGCAUGAAGCAUGAAUUAUUUUCAUAUAAAUAUAGAAAAUAGAAAAAAGGCUAUGCCUCUAAUUUUUAAGCCCUUAGGCUUAGAGUUUCUUUUGGUUUUCUCUUUUUUUUUCUUUGAUUUUUUUUCUGUUGUUUUUUGUUUUUGUUUUUUUUUCUUUCUUUCUUUCUUUUUCUUUCUUCUUCUUCCCAAUGAUUUUGUUUUGGUUUUUUGAAGCAGGUGUUUAAGGUUUAACCUUCUUCAGGGACAAAUUCUGACUGUUGGGGAAUCUUACUCUGCAAUAUAAAAUAUCUUCAUGUUCUGGUAGGGCCUGGAUGGUGGAGCUCUGUACUGCCUUGUCUGAACUUCAGCCCCCGACCCCCCCGAUUCUCUGUUGAAAAGUGUGUCUUUUCUCUUUGUACAUGUUUACCAUGACGCAAUAAUUCGAGGGCAAACUUAGUAGUGAGUGUGUAUGAUAGAAUCAAGAGAAUUCUGGGAUGCUGACUUGAGGAGACCAUGAUGUGAUUUGGUUCUAGGAAAAAAGGCAGUGAAUCAUUAUGCAAAUUCGCCAGGAGAAGGGGAAGCACGCUAAUGGGCCUUAUUGCAUGAGGGUGUGAGUUAGGGUACCCGCGAAGGAGGGAGCGACUCGGGGGUUGGAAGGACCAGCCCCAGAUGGGUUUCCUCUGAAUCCACCUCCCAGUGGGACGGAGGGGCCAGCCACCUCUUCCACCUGAGCACACGACCCGACCUGGAACUAAGCCCACCUAGAUUAGGAGAGCUGAAUUUAGACCGGACGAUGUCACGCAGACCAGAAACUCCAGUUAUCUUUGCCUGAAAGGAAUUGUCUUGGGAGAUCCAGAGAGAAGUGUCUGAAAGAAUAGGAUCUCCCACCCACGUGGAGGGGAAUUUUAAAACCCCAACAGGAACACCCACUCCCGGGACUCGAUGUGUUGGGUGAGGGAGAGUGGGGGACCGGGGCGGGGGGGACACAGUGAUCCUGAAAGACGGGCCAGUGGCCUGCCACGGGCCAUCACGAGUCCAGUGGCCAGGAUGGAGGGAGGGAGCUGACGCGUACCCUGUGCUUUGCUUCCUCUGGGUUGCUGAUGAGAGAACCUGGGGAAAAAAAAGUCUACACCACAGGACAGGGUCAAGUUCAGUACCUGAACCUGAACGCUUCCAGCAUAUUAGUUCCGGGUGUAGAUGCGAAGAGGAUGUACUAUUCAAGUGCUCCCUCCAUCUCCCCGAAGUGUCUGACACCCCAAGAGCUGUGUCUGCUGCAGAGCUCAAGCAGCACUCUGAUGGGUUGUCACCUGACCAAGCUCGGAAGACACCCCUUUUGGCUCCCCCACCCCACCCCCCAGGGUGAAGGUCAGACUUCCCUCCUGAAAGGCAGAGGCGACAUCCAGGACUUUCUGGCGGGGACUUCUUCCAAUCCAAACCCCCCCACAGUGGGCUGUCUCCCCUCAUUUCAUUUUUCUAAAGGAGCAAAGGCCUCUUUUAGAAAACAAUAAAAUGCAAUGUGUGUGAUUUACUUUUCUGAUCUCUUUGAGAAAUAGAUAAAUAUAAAAGUGUGUUCUUAACUCCAGAACCACUCUUUUUGCAUAAAUACCUCAUCGGGCAGCUUUCUAAGUGUUAUUUCCUGAGUCUCCCUCGGCACCCGUGUGGGCGCCACCAGGGGGACUUCUAGGGGAAACUUUAGUGAGGGUACUUUUUUCUAUUUUUCUUCUGUUUUUGGAGGCAUACACAUUAUGCAUAACCAAAACAAUGGCUCAAUUGUGUUUAACUUUGUAUUUUGAUCGUUGAGAAAAAAACAACAACAACAACAACAAAAAACAAGUAUCAAUGUGUAUGUGGCCGUUUGUAGUUAAAUUCAUCGCAGAAGGAGGUUGCCCGCGUCCUUGCCAAGCCAAGGGGCAGGAGGCACCCUCUCUCACUCCCCUCCUCCAAGAGCAGUAGAGGAUUUAAGCACAAGCCUAUUUGUGAAAAGAAUAUUUUGCUCAAAUGUAAUUCACUUUAGUCUUGGAAUUACUUCCCAAACGUCAGGUGUUCUUCUAGCUUCCAAACUUAGCCUAUGUACUCAUGAGUCUGACAGGUCGCCUGAGCACCGUUCAAGGGGUGUGGUGUUUUUGCUUUCAUUUCUCCUGCUGGGAGAAGUGGCGUUUUCAUGUGUCAUUCCAGUAUCUCACGUACUCACACGGGGCGGGGGGGCGGGGGGAGACGGGGAACUAUAGCAAUAUUUAAAGAUGCUUUGGAAAACAAGCAUGAACACAUCAGCACCACGACAUCUACAGUUACUUGCUGUUGGCCCUCGGACCCAUUUAAGAGGAAGAGACUGUAGCUCUUUUUUCUUAAAUGCUCUACACAUAGACAGUUAUUUUUAUGCUACUCUAAUCGUCCUUUAUCUAGUGCUACGUGGAAAGGGUCUGUCUGCAUCAUAGAUUUUUCCCAGCCUUAUUAUAUACCAUAAGCUCCUACUUCCCUUCCCUCUCUGAUCAGUACACUUUAAAGAGUUCUUUGGUAAACAAAGCUGUCUAUUUGGAACCCACGUUUGGGUGGUGGUUUGAGAUGGCCCAGACGACUGUGGCAGUUUCGGUCCCGGGGCCGAGUCUUUAAAAGAAGGGAUGCGUCCCAGGCUUUUCCCCCAAGAGCCGACAUUUCCCGUGGAGGCAAGUCGGCGCAUCCAGCCCCUGCCAGGUGCAACAGGAGCUAUCCCACAGGGCCUUCCAGAAGCUGCCCCAGGGACAACUGCAGGCUGCAGGCUCUGCAGAGUGGACACCGGCCAGAUGGCUCCCGUGGCCCAGCUCAGCCCCGGGACGGCCCGGCACCGAGGGCUAGCGACUCGCCCUCCGGUUAUCCCCACGCCACGCGUGUGGGCUCUUAGCCUCUCACCGAAGGGCUUUUGGAGAAGGAAUCAGAGUUCUGUACAAGUGACCUACAUGGGAGGGGUUUGCAUAUGGGAUGGGGUUCAAUUCAAUGUGACUUCUCUUUUCCCUCUAAACUUGAUUCAGGUUGGGACUCGUUUCUUUCUGGUGGAUCACAGCUGCCCAGAUGUUGCAAUUGAUUUUUUAUGUUUCUGUAGAGAAGUUUGUUUUUUGUUUUGUUUUUUUGUUUUGGUUUUUUUUUUUUUUUGGUUUUUUUUUUUCUUUUCAUCUUCAGGAUUCUUGCCACCAAAAGAACACAUUUGAACUCUGUGUCCCCUCUUGAUUGUGACUUAACCAGUGUUGACAGUUAAAUCCUUGGUGUCGUAGGUCCCAGCCCUCCAAUACUAUAUCAAACACUGUUAUGCACAUAAUGCAGCACUGUGAUCUAAUUUAAAUAAUACUUUUUUAUUAUUUAUACUACUAUAUAUAAUAUACAUCAACACUUUUGCUAUAUAACCUAAGUGAUAACCCUCUUUUAGUUACCUGCCAAACUCGGGACUUUGGUUUAUAUUGCAGUUAACACAGUUACCAAGUUGUAAUGGUGUCUUCUUUUACUUUUUUUUUUUCCUCUUUGUAACGGAAUGUGUAAAUCAAACUAUAUACAUUGUGUGGUGUUCCUGUUUCUGGAGUUUCAUGAGGAUUUACACAUGGCAUCCAGUGUUCUGUAUAGACCCGCCUACCUUUGUGAAUUCAUCUGUUAACCCCUCUUCCUUGGAGAGAGCGCCAGAGGUGGUUAACUCCUUGUUUUUCUCUCUCUCCUACUGGUUAUUCUUGAAUUAAGCACAGACUCGUCAGCUCGGUUGCUUUAUCAUGAAUAAUGCGUGUGACCUUGAAAUUCUUCCACAGUUCAGCAAACAAGUGCUAGCUUCACUGACCAAAAAUUAAGGAAGGAAAAUAACGAUUUUUUUUUUUUUCAAAACGAUCCAUCUCGUAACGGCCGAAACCGAUGUGUCUAUGGUGCUGCAUUUUGCUGUCUGUCCUUCUUUCGAAAUCAGACCUAGGUGAAAGACCACUUCUGACUUUACUGUGAUGUGCUCACAAGUACCCUUCCUUGUCCGUUUUGUUAGCAUUGAAAUCAAGACUAUUUAUUUGGAAUCUAUUCAGCAGUGUUUUUUCCACUGUAUUUCAUUUGCAAAAGUUGAGAACAGCCUUCCCCACCUUUUGCAAAUAACUGAUACUCCAUAUUGGAAUCGCAUAGACUUCGAUAUGGUGAGCCUAUCAAACCUACAAAUUGUAUUUCAUCCUUCCAUGACUGUGGCCUGAGUUCCCCAGCCCCCACCCCCUCCCCCCUUUUUUUAGGUGAACCUUAGCACAAUUUCAGUUAUUUAAACAUGAAGCAUUUCCUGAGUAUGUAUGUUGAGGCCAUUGAAGCUCAGAGCUGAUUCAGUAACCAGUUCCAUGCCGUGUUAUUCACACUCACUACUUCUACUGCCGUGGUGAAAAAUGUGGGUGGGGGGGAGUUAUCCGGGUGUGUCUGGGAAGCAUUAUACACUUGUACAUUUUUUUAUACUCUGAUUCUGUACCAUUUCUGAGUUUCAUUUUUGUUUUACAGAGAAAAAAAAACAGUGAUAAAGCAAUCAGAAGACUUAAGAGGUUUACUAUCGAUGCUUAGGGUCGUCUGACCUUUGCUGGCCAAUAGACCCACAUGGCCAAAUUAUAAUUUUACUAGAGUAAUAAUUUUUCGAGAGCCAAUUUUUUUUCCUCUGUAUUUUCUGUAUGAAACUGCCAAUAUCAUGAACAGAAAGGGAGAACCGUAAAGGAGAAAGAAAGUGACGUUCAGUUGCGUUUGUGUUACCUAGAGGAGCAGUGUGGAGGCAGGCACGAUCAGCCGAACUUUAGGGACCUGAUGGUGUUGCUUUGGAGGCAUCCAUACCUGCAUUUCGCAUUCUUCAUAUGUAAUCAUAUUGCCAAAGACAAACUAUUUCAUCAUUUAUUGUAAAUAACACUUUUCCCCCAGACCUACCAUAAAGUUUCUGUGAUGUAUUGUCUUCCAGUUGCAAUAAAAAUUACUGAGUUGCAUCAA